GUCCUGGAGUAGACUGCGCCUUACCCGCGCACAGACUGAACAAGAGGAUUAUUAAUAUUAGAGUCUCGGUGCUGAAAUGGACAGCUCCCGUGAUUACGAGAUGAACAGGUCAGAAGCGGUCGGUAAAACGGGACAUUUAUUUAAUGGGCCGUACUCUGAGCUAUGGACAAUAAUUCUCAGUUUUCUUAUUGCUUUGCUGGUCGUCGCCACGGUGCUGGGAAACGCUCUGGUCAUGCUAGCAUUUGUAGUGGACACAAGUCUUCGGACCCAGAAUAACUUUUUCCUGCUAAAUCUCGCAAUUUCUGAUUUUUUGGUCGGAGCACUUUGCAUGCCUCUCUACAUCCCCUAUGUGCUGACUGGAAAAUGGACCUUUGGCAAGACCCUCUGUAAACUAUGGCUGGUCAUGGAUUACCUGCUCUGCACCUCUUCAGUGUUCAACAUUGUGCUGAUCAGCUAUGACCGAUUCCUCUCAGUCACCCAGGCAGUUGCAUACAGAGCACAACAAAGAAAGACGUUACAUGCUGUUUCCAAGAUGGUUCUGGUUUGGGUCCUGGCUUUCCUAUUAUAUGGACCCGCUAUCAUAGCAUGGGAGCACAUUGCCGGCCACAGCAUUGUUGAAAAGGAGGAGUGCUAUGCUGAAUUCUACUACAACUGGUACUUUCUGAUUACAGCGUCCACUGUGGAGUUCUUCACACCCUUCAUCAGCGUGACCUUCUUCAAUGUGAGCAUAUACCUGAACAUCCGCUGGCGGACCCAGUCUCGACAGGCAUUGAACAAGGAGACACGGGGGGUCGAGCCCGAAGGAAUCGGUCUGGAUCCACUCUCUGAACUCAGCACACAAGACAAGGAGCUGAGCCAAAGCAAGCCCAUGACAUCGGUGCCAAUGGGUCCAUGUCUGGAGCUGGAGGGCAAAGCUGAAACAAUAGACUUGAUGAAUCCCGGAGACCUGGCACCCAAAGAGAAAGAUGCAGAGAAAAGUAAAGGUGUCGAGUUCUCCCAGAGACUGCCCUCGAUGAUCAAAAGGACGAGGGCCAUUUCACAGACCAGUGCCCAACACUUCAGGCUACUAAGGGACAAGAAGGUGGCCAAAUCUCUAGCCAUCAUUGUUUGCACAUUUGGGGUCUGCUGGGCCCCAUACACCUUGCUGAUGAUCAUUCGGGCUGCCUGCAAUGACAGCUGCAUCUCCAGGUACUGGUACGAGGUGUCCUUCUGGCUGCUUUGGAUCAACUCAGCCAUCAACCCUGUCCUGUACCCGCUGUGCCACUCCAGUUUCAGGAAGGCUUUCAUGAAGCUUCUGUGUCCGAAGAAGUUUAAAAUGAAGGCUAGUUUACGAAGUACAUAACUGCGAAUGGCUUGUCCAAAUUCAUUACACAAUUGUGCCGUAGUUCCUCUUUUGAUCAUAUGGGAUGAAACACAUGACAGCAAAGGACGGAGCCCUUUACGUUUUGCAGGAAGAUGCGACCCAAGCAGCGAAGAGUAUGACAUUAUUUCUGUAUGAAAGGGAAAGAGUAUCUUACACAUUCAGUAUGGAAUGUCAGUUAACCUCUACAGAUACAUCUUUGUUAAUGUUUAGCAGGGCAGAAAAUAUCAUGCCCAUGUUUUUAAUCACGCUCCGAAAUUCAAGAACUAUGGGAUGCAGUAUAGCCUGCAGUUCAGAAGUUGGGACAGAGGACUGAAUUCUACAUUGGGACAUUGAGAAUGCACAAGGAACAAUGUCAUACUUGGAAGGACAGUUCACCAUCAUUGUCUGCACAUGAAUAUUUUACCAUUGGAUAGAGAUAAUGCCAGGGGCCCAGCCUGUACUACUGCUUGUGACAUGGCUGUCAUCUGUGCUUUCAUUUUCAUCUACAUUAUUUUUAGAAAAAAACAACAAUGUGCAAAUUAAUGAUUUCAUCUCCCAGAGUUUCUAUAAAUAAAAGAAAGUAGUGCACAAUUUUGUUUUACUGAACCCUCUCCCACCUCUAUCUCUUUCAAACAAUAAACUUACUGUAUCUUAUUUCGCUGCCAGAGACAGGGAACCAUUUACUGUGUUAAACAUGACAUGAGCAUGUUGAUGCAGUUAUAAAUGGACACAGCUUCGAACUGAUGUAGGCUACGGUGAGCUGUAGCAUUGACAGCUUAUAUUCAGAAUGGAAUAGAUCUGUAUCAUGUUUUCAACCGUACCUCGAAGUACCCAAGAUUGUUAUGAAUUUUGUUUUUCAUAUACAGAACCUGGCUUUAGUUUUCAGCAAUAUAUUAGUUUCCAGCUUAACAUAGUAAUACCUUCAGUGCUGGGCAACAAGACAAUCCAGCAGGAGAGCACACACAAGGUCAGGGGAUGAAUACUAAUCAUGUCCUUGCUAGAGGUCUGAUGGGACAGAUGCUAUUCAACACAAUAGGUGAUAGAGGGUUCAGGCGCACUUUUUCUUUUUUUGCCUCAGCUGUGAAAUUUGUAUUUGUGUACAUGUCUUCCACAGUUGAUUAUCAAAAUGAUUUAUCAGACAUAUACCUGGUAUAUGCUAAGAAUCACCCCAUGCUAAAUGCAGUCUUUAUAGCUAUUACUGAACUUUUAACUCAUUUCAGUAUUGUACAGGUAACGCAAGUAGACUAGAGCUGCCACUCCAGUGUACUUUAACUGCAAUGUAACGAUUUGAUACUGUGACUGCAGUUUGGCAUGGCCUCAGAGCUGCAUUCAAGCUGCAGUUGUGAUCAUGAUGAACUGUAUGCUGGUCUUUCUGCAGUCUGAUGCCAUUCUUUUGUUAUUAAAUUCAAAUUUGAAAAAAAGUGGUCUAUCAUCUAUUUCCACUUUCCAUCUGUUUGUACAAAAUAGUAUCCAUGUUUUAUUUUUAGUGUUAGGGUCAUUUGGAAGUUAUUUAAAAAAAAAAAAAAAAAAAUCAUUUUUGACCAGCAAUAUUGGACCUUUUAGUUCAACUCCUACCUCUGUGACAAUCAUUGGCAAUAUUAAAACCUCUUGCAAGUAUUCUGUUUUGAAGGUCCAAAAAGAUUUCCUAUAUAAUCUGCUUUGGGCUUUGCUAAAAAAAAAAAAAUGUAAUUAGUGUAUUAGAGAGAUGCAUGUGAUACAAAGGCAGCCCUCCUGACCCACCCUUUCAUAAUCAGUGAUUACUGGCAACACAUCUGCAUGAAUGCAUUCGUUUCAGGACUGUGUAUUUAAGAAUGGUCUCCAGGAUUCUAUUAUAAAUGUAUCUCUUUGCAUUUCAACAUCUGCAGUGCAAGCAGUGGGUUAUAACAAUUAGCAAAGCAACAGCGAUUAGAAAAUCAAUUUCUAAGAGACAGAGUAAUUACAAAUGUAAAAAGGGGGUUCAAAGGCAGGUGGCCUGGUUUUGUAGAUUAUUCUUUUCUUUGUGAAAAUUGUUGCUCUGCAUAGCCAUUGUAUAGAUGAAAGUACUUAUUAAUCCUCAUGUUUUUAAAAUGAGUCUUUUUUUUUCUGCCUGGCCACAUCAUGUUUUCCAAUUGAGUGCAUGUCUCUUAUAGUUCCCAACAUCAAAGAGCAGAAUGGGAUAUUUUGAAUAAAAUAACAACUGAGUGGAGAGGCUGCAGACCUGGUUAACAUGUGCAGUGCUGAACUACAGUGCAGGCGAUCAUGCUGUAUUCACAGAGAACGUUUCUGUUAG
Acipenser ruthenus (sterlet) is the source of this 3611-nucleotide messenger RNA. Its product is annotated as histamine H3 receptor-like. The transcript has 3 exons. The record is from RefSeq and is a predicted model, not a curated record. Gene Ontology annotation, cellular component: membrane. Gene Ontology annotation, molecular function: histamine receptor activity. Gene Ontology annotation, biological process: adenylate cyclase-activating adrenergic receptor signaling pathway. The coding region runs from base 77 to 1342 and encodes 421 amino acids. Lineage: Eukaryota; Metazoa; Chordata; Actinopteri; Acipenseriformes; Acipenseridae.